This is a messenger RNA of Gavialis gangeticus (Gharial), 1661 nucleotides long. RefSeq names its product glycine receptor alpha 3 (gene GLRA3). Gene Ontology annotation, molecular function: glycine binding; chloride channel activity; transmitter-gated monoatomic ion channel activity. The coding region runs from base 38 to 1267 and encodes 409 amino acids. The transcript has 8 exons. Gene Ontology annotation, cellular component: plasma membrane; neuron projection; synapse. Lineage: Eukaryota; Metazoa; Chordata; Crocodylia; Gavialidae. Gene Ontology annotation, biological process: signal transduction; regulation of membrane potential; nervous system process. The record is from RefSeq and is a predicted model, not a curated record.
AGCCACAAAGGAAACGGACAGUGCAAGAUCUCGUAGCAUGCCAAUGUCGCCAUCUGAUUUUCUGGAUAAAUUAAUGGGUAGGAUGUCAGGCUACGAUGCAAGAAUUAGACCAAAUUUCAAAGGCCCUCCAGUUAAUGUCACAUGCAACAUUUUUAUAAACAGCUUUGGAUCCAUUGCAGAAACAACCAUGGACUACAGAGUGAACAUCUUUCUCCGACAGAGCUGGAAUGAUCCACGUCUUGCAUAUAGUGAAUAUCCAGAUGACUCCUUGGACUUAGAUCCCUCAAUGUUGGAUUCGAUUUGGAAACCUGAUUUGUUCUUUGCUAACGAAAAAGGUGCCAACUUUCAUGAAGUUACAACAGACAACAAGUUAUUACGAAUUUUCAAAAAUGGAAAUGUUCUUUAUUCUAUCAGGUUGACUUUAAUACUAUCCUGUCCAAUGGAUCUCAAAAAUUUUCCAAUGGAUGUGCAAACUUGCAUAAUGCAGCUGGAAAGCUUUGGAUACACCAUGAAUGAUCUCAUUUUUGAAUGGCAAGAAACAGGAGCUGUACAAGUAGCAGAAGGACUCACUCUGCCACAGUUUCUGUUGAAAGAAGAGAAAGAUUUAUGUUAUUGCACCAAAAACUACAACACAGGAAAGUUUACAUGCAUUGAAGUCCGUUUCCACCUUGAAAGACAGAUGGGUUACUAUCUCAUUCAAAUGUACAUUCCAAGUCUCUUGAUUGUCAUUCUCUCCUGGGUAUCAUUUUGGAUCAAUAUGGAUGCCGCUCCAGCCCGAGUAGCUUUAGGUAUAACAACUGUACUGACCAUGACAACACAGAGUUCAGGUUCGAGAGCAUCACUCCCAAAGGUGUCAUAUGUCAAAGCAAUUGACAUCUGGAUGGCAGUAUGCCUGCUCUUUGUAUUUUCUGCACUUCUGGAGUACGCAGCUGUAAAUUUUGUGUCAAGGCAACAUAAAGAACUCCUGAGAUUCCGACGGAAGAGGAAGAAGAAUAAGGAUGAUGAGGUAAGAGAAAGUCGAUUCAGUUUUACAGCCUAUGGAAUGGGACCAUGUCUGCAAGCAAAAGAUGGAGUGACUCCAAAAGGGCCAAGUAAUCCUGUUCAAGCUGCACCAAAAAGCUCUGAUGAGAUGAGGAAGGUAUUCAUUGACCGGGCCAAGAAGAUAGACACCAUUUCCAGGGCUUGCUUCCCAUUAGCCUUUUUGAUUUUCAACAUUUUUUACUGGGUCAUCUACAAAAUCAUUAGGCAUGAGGAUAUUCACCAAUAACAAGAUUAAGGCUUCUAGUACAUACAGUUUGGGCUGGCAUAUUCAGCUGGAGGUGUUCCAUUGCAAAUGUGUGUGCAGAUACUGACUGGGCUAGUUAAAAGGCACAGAGGGGGAAAAAAAGAUUUCAUUUGACUUGCUAUGCAAAGUCACAAUGGGAUUGAUGAAGACUGGCACCCAAGGAAGAUGCAGUCUGCUACUACAAAAAUUUAUAUGCAUUUACUAAAUGUAAUCAACUUUUUCAUAGUAAAUCACACUAUAUGAUAGCUUUACUGCCAACGUGUUUAUACAUACUGUUACAUAGUGGGAUAAUUGUACGGUACUCUUUAAAGUUCCUUACGAUUUUUUAAUUCAUUUGUAUUUUUAAAUUACAAAAAUGGGUCCAAAAAUGUCUCGG